Messenger RNA from Microdochium trichocladiopsis, 2475 nucleotides. RefSeq lists its product as uncharacterized. Gene Ontology annotation, cellular component: nucleus; chromatin. The record is from RefSeq and is a predicted model, not a curated record. Gene Ontology annotation, biological process: regulation of DNA-templated transcription. NCBI's taxonomy places the organism in Eukaryota, Fungi, Ascomycota, Sordariomycetes, Xylariales, Microdochiaceae. Bases 1 to 2475 code for a protein of 824 amino acids. Gene Ontology annotation, molecular function: protein binding; histone H3K36 methyltransferase activity. The transcript is spliced from 3 exons.
AUGGACGCCCUCUCUCCGGCGCGCGCUGUGUCGGCAGAAUCGACUUAUGGCGAGCCCGCCGCCGCUGACACGUUUGACGUUAUCGCGUCGCUCAGCUCAACUCCGCCGACGUCUGUCGCCGACUCGAGCAGUGUCACCCAUGAUGCAGCACUUGGCAGCCCCAAACUCGAGGUCGUGGCAGUGCCUAUCGACACGCUCGAGUCUCAUGACGCGCUCACCGGUGCCGACAUUGACGCGACCAUGACCGAAACGACCCCAGGUGCGCUGGACAUCGCCAUUCCCACAAUCGGUUUGAUCGACCCAAUCGCGCAUUCAAGCCCCCUCCAAUCCACCCCGACAGCUAGUCCCCGGGCUCAACGCACACGACGGAGCCGAGUCAGCGAGCCAAUCUAUAAUUUGUCCAAGCUGAGUGGGACCGAUGGCCACGGCAAGCGGCGAUCCAAAGGCGACGUUGUCAGCCAGCGCCGGCGCCGCACAACGACAGCAAUCACCCGACUCGAGUCAGAGGCCGAGGACGAUGCCGACCCUUAUGCUUUCUCUGAAGACUCCCCAAGAAGUAUGUCGCGCACGGGCACUGCCAGCGUGAAUGCGACACCCAAGAAACAGGGCUCUAUCAAGGUCGGCGCAAAGAAGAUCAUCCUCUCGCCGAAGCGCACCACGACGCGCUCGGCAGGUCCUGUCGUUGCACAGGCCCAAGCAAAGACCACAAAGCUAGGCAAGCGGAAACGGGAAGCGUUUGAGCAAAGCCAGGCAUCUCUGCCGCGCGAGUUACGGAGACUGCAGGAUACCAAGGAGUUCCAGGGCAUUGACGACCGGCCUGUUCUUCACACGGUCUGGGCCAAUGGCAAGUUUGUCGACCCCAAUGCGCCGCCACCCAGGAAGAAGGCCAAGGUCAAGGAGCCGAAAAAAGAGACCAAGACGGUCGAGCCAGAGGUCACGCCUGCCGUUGAAGCAGAGGCCCCGGCCGUUAAGACACGACGGGUCAAGAAGUGGCUGCCGUUUGGUCUCUAUGCCGGCCAGGACUAUCCAGUGGAUCCCAUGAAGGGCCUGACCGCAUCCGAGAAGAAGGCAUUUGCGAAUCUGCCAGAACUCGCCCCUGCCGAGAAGAUCAACUUUGUGUUGCCGCCGCCCCAGUUCGCCGGCUUGCGACUCCUCAUUCAGGGCCGGGAUUUCCAAUUGCCUUUCGAUAUCUGCAAUCCUUUGCCUCCGGGGCAGCCGAAACCCAAAGACUGGAGAACGAUGACCAAGAACCGUUUCAUUGGAGACGCCCGAGCUAUCUGGAAAAAGACACCGCACUUGCAGGAUUACCAGUCCAACUGCGUCUGUACACCCGAGGAUGGCUGCGGCGAAAGUUGCCAGAACCGGAUCAUGCUGUAUGAGUGUGAUCACACGAAUUGCAAUGUCGGCAUCGAACACUGCCAGAACCGUGCCUUCGCUCGGCUUACGGAGCGCACAAAGGCCGGAGGCAAGUACCGGGUCGGCGUAGAGGUGAUCAAGACUGAAGAUCGUGGUUACGGCAUCCGGGCCAACCGGUGUUUUGAGCCCAACCAGAUCAUCAUGGAGUACACUGGAGAAAUCAUCACCGAGGACGAGUGUGACCGUCGCAUGAACGAGAAGUAUAAGGACAACGAGUGCUACUAUCUCAUGCUGUUUGAUCAGAACAUGAUCAUUGACGCAACGACCGGUAGCAUCGCUCGUUUCGUCAAUCAUUCUUGCCGGCCAAACUGUCAAAUGAUCAAGUGGAUUGUGUCUGGUCAGCCCCGCAUGGCCCUGUUUGCUGGAGAUAAGCCAAUCCAGACUGGUGACGAGCUGACCUACGACUACAACUUCGACCCAUUCUCCGCCAAGAACGUCCAGAAAUGCUUGUGCGGUGCCGACAAUUGUCGCGGUGUUCUCGGACCAAAGCCCAAAGAGGUCAAGCCCCCCAAGGUACCCCAGGAGCUCAAAAAGGGCGCCAAGAAGACCUUGAAGGGCACGAAGCGCAAGCUUGGCCAGAUCUCGGGAGCCGGCGGGAAGGGCUCUCAGACGCCACUGAAGAAGCGCAAAAUCAAGACGGCCGCCAAGACACAGGUGAAGAAGCCUGCCAAGGGGCCGAUCAAGACGAUCAAGGCUGCCACAGCCGCGAUGCUUGUCAAGAAGAGUGUCAGCAAGGUUUCGGUCAAGUCCAAGGCAUCUGCCGGCGCAAAGACCAAGGUUGCCACUAUCCGUAAGACGAGCGUGGUCAAGACUGUUGCUAAGGGCAAAGCCGCGACCAAAGCCAGCUCUGUGGCCAAGAAAGCGUCGCCUAAGAAGACUAUCACCAAGAAGACGAGCAGUAGCACCAUUGUGGCCGCUAGUGCGGACAAGCCGAAGACGAAGAAGAGCACAUCGCCAACAAAGCCCAAAAAGAACGCCAUUGCGGCAAAGACCAAAGGAGCAGGUGCUUUGGGCAAGCCCAAGAAGACGACUACAGGCCCCCCAAGGUACGAAAGCUGA